Molecule: messenger RNA, 1088 nt
Organism: Aphanomyces invadans
Lineage: Eukaryota; Oomycota; Saprolegniomycetes; Saprolegniales; Verrucalvaceae
Exons: 4
Coding region: 19-705 (228 amino acids)
Biological process (GO): NAD transmembrane transport
Molecular function (GO): NAD transmembrane transporter activity
Source: RefSeq, a predicted model, not a curated record
AUUCCAUUGCCGAUUUGGAUGGCACGCGACACCGCCGCCGUCAUGGACGUUGUCCGAGCGAACGCGCCGGUUCUCGCGGGUGCAAUCUCUGGCGCGGCGACAGCAACUAUAUCGAACCCUCUCGACGUCGCCAAGACACGCAUCCAAGUUCAGGGCGGAAUCAUGACCGAGGCUAAGUAUACCGGGAUCUUUCGCUCCGUACAUACGAUUUACGUCGAGGAAGGGCUCCGAGGCAUGUAUCGAGGGUAUUCUGCAGCACUGUGCAGCUUUCCCGUGUACUGGUCGCUGUACUUCCCCACGUAUGAGUUUGUCAAGGUCCAGCUGAAUAAAACGUCGUUGGAUGAGUAUCCUGUUGUGAUCCAAGGCCUAUCUGCAACCAUCACAGGCACGACCGUCGACAUCGCCACGUACCCACUUUGGUUCCUUCGCACACGAAUGCACACGCAACAUCUGCACCAAAUCACAUCGUCGUCACAUGCACGAGACAACUAUUCCACCCUUCGCAGCACGGUGGCCACCAUAUUCAAGCGGGAGGGGCCAGAAGCAUUCUUCAAAGGCUUGUCCGCAUCCUGCUUUGGGAUUCUCAGCUAUGGAAUUCAAUUCCCCGUGUACGAAUACCUCAAGCAUCAAGUGGCAAUUGACCCCGACACACAAAAGGUAGCUACUCACUCCUCCAGUGAAAUCUUUUCUCCACUGCGGGACUGACACUUGGAGAAUUGUACAGCCGUCUGCAAUUGGAGUCGUUCUCGCCGCAACCGUAUCCAAAGCCAUCGCUGCCUCUUUCUCGUACCCAGGGGAUGUCGUCCGCACGCGCAUGCAGGAUCAAAUGGGGAAAAGCACAUACAAGCACUUUGCCGACGCGAUGGUCCAAAUUGCACGGAAGGAAGGAGUCGGGUCACUCUACGCUGGAUUCCGCGUCAACAUUUUCCGCAUCCUUCCUCAGUGCGCCACAACAUUCUUUGUCUAUGAGCACGUCAAAUCAUCCAUCGAAGCGCAGGACGUCGCCCGGCUGCCCUUCCGCCGCUUCACCACGUCAAAGCCCAUGUUGCAAUAAUCCUUCAAAUUUGAAAAUGUCCUUUCUCGCGCGC